GGAAUGGUAUAUUAUCUUCUCAAGUGGAAAGGUUAUGAUGACAUGCACAAUUCAUGGGAGCCUUCUUUGUACCUUGAUUGUCCGGAGUUGGUAAAGCAGUUUAACCGUGAGCAACGGCUUAAGGCACUGAAGGCGGGAACAUCAGGCGCUAAUUCACAAAAGAGAUCAAUCUGUGCAACAAAAAUCACUCGUCCAAAAAGCGAGAAUGAGUUGGCGUUUGAAAAUUAUCUCUUGACACAUGCCCGUGAUGGACCGCCAAUUCAGGUUAUCAACGACGUUGAUGGACAAGGGAUUCCACCUGAUUUUACAUAUGUUGAUUACUACCUCUACGGUCAAGGAGUUCCUCGCCCUAAUGCACUGGAAGAAACUUUGGUAGGUUGUGAAUGCCCGGAUGGUGCUUGCAAAGGGAAUAAAUGUAGAUGUCUAAAGGAACUCAAUGAGGGAAAACUAAACUACUCGCGAGAGACCGGUCAAGUCAAGGUGCCCCCUGGACAUGUCAUCAUGGAAUGUAAUUCAAAGUGUCCGUGCAACAUAAAUUGUUUUAAUCGUGUCACACAGCAAGGUCGUAAGGUUCACCUGGCGAUAAAAAGGUUUCCCGAGAAAGGAUGGGGCGUGAUUGCUACCAAACGGAUUGAGGCAAACAUGUUCAUCACAUAUUAUUAUGGUGAGAUUAUAACAGCUGCUGAGGCCGACCUUCGUGGAAGCAAAUAUGAUGCAGUCGGAAGAACUUAUUUGUUUGAUCUCGAUUUUUGCGAUGAUGGGACAAACGAGAAUACCAAGUGUCUUUACACAAUUGAUGCGUGGCGUUACGGAAAUAUUUCCCACUUCUUCAACCACUCGUGCGAUCCAAACCUUGUGGUUUACCCUGUAAUGAAUGAUAAUGGUGACAUUAGGCUUCAUCACAUUGCAUUUUUUUCUAAGAAGGCCAUAGAGGUUGGAGAGGAACUCACAUUCAAUUAUACGGGGUCAUUUGAGCGACACGACGGUUAUGACGUACUCGAAUCGGAUGGAAGUCUCAGACAGGAAAUAAUGGAAAAAUAUAGGUGUAAAUGCAAGUCAGGAAAUUGUCGUGGAUAUUUUCAUACGGUCUAG
Molecule: messenger RNA, 1092 nt
Organism: Acaulospora morrowiae
Lineage: Eukaryota; Fungi; Glomeromycota; Glomeromycetes; Diversisporales; Acaulosporaceae
Source: the annotation of a GenBank genome assembly